GAGUUGGCCAGUACACAUUUUAGGGUGUUAAGAUGGAGCGUGUGUGUCUGAUCCUCCUGCUGAUGAGUAAAGCCAAUCCAGUUCUGGCACAGUUCAAUGGAUACAAUUGUGAUGCCAACUACCACAGCAGGUUUCCUGCUGAGCGGGACAUAAGCGUGUACUGCGGGGUUCAGACUAUUACCCUGAAGAUUAACUUCUGCCCUGUGCUGUUUUCCGGUUACACCAUUGCCGACCUCGCACUCAACGGUCGUCAUGGCGAUACCCACUGCAGAGGCUUUGUCAAUAAUGACACGUUCCCCACAGCAGUACUGUUCAGCAUUAGCCUCAGCACACUGGAGGCCUGUGGCAACAGUCUGGUGGUGACAACAGCCUACGGGCCUAAUGCCUAUGGGAACAUGUCACUGGUGCAGAUUGGAAAUAUCUCUGGGUACAUCGACACUCCAGACCCACCAGCCAUAAUCAGCUAUCUGCCCGGCCUGCUCUACAAAUUCAGCUGCAGCUACCCCCUGGAAUAUCUGGUCAACAACUCCCAGCUGGCAUCAUCAUCAGCUGCAAUAUCAGUGAAGGACAGUAAUGGAACCUUUGUGAGCACAUUGAGUUUGAUCCUUUACAAUGACUCAACCUAUUACCAACAACUCUCUAUCCCAAUGGCUGGACUGGCUUUGAAAACCAGAGUUUUUGCUGCAGUAAAAGCAACAAACCUGGACAAACGAUGGAAUAUCUUAAUGGACUACUGUUACACCACUCCCUCUGGGAAUCCCAACGAUGAACUGCGCUACGACCUUUUCUUUGGGUGCUACAAAGAUCCACAAACUACUGUAUUUGAGAAUGGAAAGAGUCAGAUGGGCCGUUUUGCCUUUGAAGUGUUCCGUUUUGUCAAGCACAGACACCAGAAGAUGUCCACUGUGUUUCUGCACUGUGUCACCAAGCUGUGUCGGGUGGAUGACUGUGUCUUGCUGAUGCCGAUCUGUGGUCGUCGGCGUAGACGGGACACAGAGAGCCUGGAGUCUAGGCCGUUGUCAGGGGAUGCCAUCAUCACUGCUGGACCCAUCAUCACCAGAAGUGAUGAAACUCCAAUGAAUAACUCACAGCUCGCUGCAUCGAGUGGCCCCUCCCUGUCGUUGAACCCAGUGACCAGUGCUCUUUUGUCAGGUGUGGUCAUACUGGGCGUAUUCAGUCUGGGUUUCUUCCUGCUCUCGAUUCGUCUCCUCUAUAGGCCCCGCCUCACUACAGCCACACCCUCAGAAGCAUGGAACCCUGGCUUCAAAUAAAUCUCUUGAGCGUGCAUGUUUGGUCUGCCUCCUUCUCUCUUUUUUCUUUCUGUAAUUCCCUAAACUCUCUCUCUCUCCCUUGCUCCAUCUCUCUCGCUAAAUGUAACAUUACCUACAAUAUGUAUUUGCUGAGUAGAUAAAAUAAACAGGUGAAAUGGUGUAUUGUAGGUAAGUCCCACCCUAGAAUUUGGGGCAAUGGAUGGCUGCACACCAAUAGAUAGCCUCAGUCCUCAAGUUUCCAGCCAACUUUGUGGAUAAAAUACACUCUCAUAAGGUAGUGCACUUAAAUGCUACUUCUUUGCUCAUGUUUAAUGUCUCAAAUACAAAAAUGAAAAUCAAUAUGUUUCUAUCACAUGUUUAACUCUUCUAAUAAUCUUGUUACAAAAAUAUUUUAAAAGUUUUUGUCCAACUCUGGUCAUGCGGUUGCACUCUACAUUGCCAAGAACUCUCAAAUAGAGUGUAGGUAGGCUUCCUUAGGGCAGGACUGUCAGCAGACUAAAACACUUCAAUCGGGGCUGAUCGGGUGGGGUAGCAUUGGUGCUCAGCUGUAGUUUUUACUACAAGCUCAUUUUGUUCACUUUCAGCACCCUGUGGAGUUGCUUGUAGCCAAAUUGAAUCUGUAACCUAAUAAAAUACAUGUAUUUCAAAGUCGUAGUGAUAAGAACAUAGGCAUAAUCAAUGCUUGCAUGACUCCUUG
Messenger RNA from Esox lucius (northern pike), 1968 nucleotides. RefSeq names its product zona pellucida-like domain-containing protein 1. The record is from RefSeq and is a predicted model, not a curated record. Gene Ontology annotation, cellular component: cell surface. NCBI's taxonomy places the organism in Eukaryota, Metazoa, Chordata, Actinopteri, Esociformes, Esocidae. The transcript is spliced from 11 exons. Bases 33 to 1271 code for a protein of 412 amino acids.